Molecule: messenger RNA, 3748 nt
Organism: Colias croceus (clouded yellow)
Lineage: Eukaryota; Metazoa; Arthropoda; Insecta; Lepidoptera; Pieridae
Exons: 10
Coding region: 179-1918 (579 amino acids)
Molecular function (GO): DNA binding; protein binding
Source: RefSeq, a predicted model, not a curated record
UCCAAUUUCCAUUUUCAUCUCACUUGUCACUUGGCGUAAUACGCAAUUUUAUAUUUACAAAAUAAACCCGAAUUUGAUGUCUGAUGAGUGUUUUAUAAAAUAUUUAAAAGAAUAAUAUGAAAUAUCUGUUAAAGCUAAUUGAAUUUAACGCCUAAAAAGAAGUUUAUUCUUACAAAUCAUGGAUGAAGGAAGAGAAAAUAUGAAUUGUUAUAUUACAGAACUACCGGAUGAAAUAAUUGCUGUUAUAUUAAAUUACAGUUCAUGCAAUGAUAUUAUCUCAUUUGGAUUGACGUGUAAACGUUUUUAUAACAUAACUUUUCAUGACCAAUAUCUUUGGAAAAGCAAAUGUAUCGAUGCGCUUCCACCGCCUAUUUUCAAAACGGUCGAAAAACAAUCUGAUGGUAAUUGGUUAAAUGAACUCAAAAAAUUUAACAAAAUAAAUAAAGAUGUCAUAUCAGAACUACUGUCGAUGUCACCGAAAUUUUACUGGAGGAUGAAUCAAUUGUCCAUAGAAGAUGUUAAGGAAUUCUUCAAAAUUGCCACAAAUGAUCAACUGAGUUAUUUUUACACAAUACAUAUUCUGCAAGAUAUAGUUCGGAAAGCGAUUAAGUAUCUGGAACAAUAUGUUUGUGAGAGGCCAUACACUUUAACCGAUAUGCAUUAUGCAAAGGGUACUCUUCGUUUUCUAUUCCACACAUACCUCACCAUUAAAUGGGUGAAGUUACAAAUGGCACAAGAGCUCAUGCCGGAGAUUGUAAUAAAUUUCUUUGUCCAGUGGAUUGAUCCAGCCAAUCUUUACUUGGACGAAAAUGUCAAUGAUGCCCUGAAUGAUAUUGUUGAAAAUGUAAAAGAUUCGAUUCGCGAGGCGCGUGCCCGCAAGCCUCCACCUCCAGGGUGGAAGAAAGUUACAGAUAGAGAAGUACUUACAGCCAUGUCUCGGGUGCUGUUUGGUCAAAAACGCAUUGCAAUCACUCCAGCUGCUGACCUUGAUACCUUAAAUAUUGUCAAGGUCCUCAAAACAAAAUGUGGCAAUGCUAUUGUAAUGGCGGCUAUAUAUCAGGCAGUGGCAAGGAAAUGUGGAGUAAAAUUAGAGCUGAUUGCAUUUCCGAAUCACCUCUUCUUAGAGUGGCUGGAUGAUACAGAUCCUCACAAUGUUCUUCUGUUCACUAUUUCGCUUGAAACUGGAGAGCUGCAACCAAAACGCCGAUGCCCAUUUUCAAGCAGUACCCAGAGAUCAAAUUAUUCAUAUUGCCCUGACUCAUUGCUGCAAUAUGUAUAUUCAUCAUAUUUAAUCACCAUGGGAGCCAUUCGGAAUUGGAACACGCAGAAUGCAUUGCAUUUAUUAAACUUCUUGGGAACAAGCCAAAACCAUCAAAAUCCUUAUAAGAAUUUCUUUACUUAUUUAAUUGAACAUCAAGGCCUAAGUUCUUAUUAUACAACUUUGGACAUAAAAUAUCUGGAUCCCAUCUAUCGUCAAGUCAUCAUUUCUUUAUCUACAUUAAAUAAACCCGUAGAAUCAGCAAACCACAAUUUUGUUUUCAAGAAACACGAUAACAAUGUGCUGUUUGCAGUAGGAAUGAUAUGUUAUCAUAAAAAGUAUGAUUAUAUAUGCAUUAUCCGCGGAUGGGAUUUGACCGGAGAUCACGUACAUAUACCCGUCGAUGAUUUGUACUUCGGUCGUAAACAACCCUUUUACCGCGUCACCGCCGCAGACCAAUCCGAGAGAUAUGUCGCACAAGAGAACCUUAUAGAAUUGACACAUCCAAGUCGUCUAUACCAUUUGGAAGACCAAAUAUCGAAGGAAUUCAGCCAUUUUGAUGGAUUUGCAUACGUACUAAAUAACGAAAAGAAAAUUGAGUAUCCUACCGAAGCACCCAUCAUUGAAAUGUAUAGAAGUCGUUCACUAAUAAGGCAUUAAGAAACUAACAAACUGAUAGAAAAUAAUCUACAAACGAUACAGAAUUCAUGAAAUGAUUUUUAUUCUUCAGAGAAGCCAUAAUAUUAAAUGGAUCUCUCCUUUUUUUCUAGUACGUCAUAUUACCUAUAUAUAAGAAUUAGUUGCAAAAUGCAAAUGUAAUGGUAGUAAUAUAAUAUGUACAAGUAUUUUAAUCAAUAUUUAAUCAUUUACAAAUGAUUUUGGUGUAUCCGAUUCAAUUAGAUUGAUUAAGAAAUAGUUGUGAGAUAAAUGUUUUUACUUUUUACUACAUAUUUCUGUGGGAUCUUAUAAUAUGAUGGCAUAAAAAUACUAGAUGUUUUGUCUACUCUGCAAACUGGCUUUGAUAGUUGUUUUUUAAUUAAAUAUCUUACAAUAUAAAUUAUUUAUACAUUUUUUUGUACAUACUAUGGAGAUAUUCGUAUUUAAUAUAUUUUAUCUAAAGGGUUUCUUUUUUAUUUUGAGGAUCAUGUUGAAUAUUUUAUUUUGCAUUUUAUUUUUAUUUUAUAUAAUUAUCUAUGAUAAUACGAUAGAUAUAAGAUUAAUAUAUAAAAUGAAUGUAUUUUUUGUGUAAUUUAAUGGUGUCUGAAUGUUUACUUUAAAGAAAAAAAAAUCAUAUUAAUUUUAAAUUUAUUUAUGUAUGUGCCUAGUGUCCCUGUAAAUUAAUGUACCUUCCUAUGUGAUAUUAUUAAGUUAUGUUAUAAAAUAAAUGUUGACAUAUUUAAAAUAAAAAUAAAUGUUUUAUUGUGACAGUGCUUAUAUGUUUUCAGCAUAAUAUGUUUAAAGUUCCAAUUAUUACUAUUACCGUCUACCGUGACAAUAUUAUGUAUAUGCGUAUAAAUUGUAUGACGUAACUGGACGUAACCUUGAGCAAUCGUUAUUUUAAUAUCUUCAAUAAUAUUACAAUCGUAAUAAUUCUAUCUAUACAACUAUCUGUAUGUUUGUUCUUGCUAAUAUCUGGAACGACUGGACUAUUUUUGACGGGACUUCUACUGAUGGUCGGGGCUGAUAGCUGAUAAAAUAAGGAGUAAUUAAGGCUGCGUUUAUAAUUCCACAAAGAUCGCGGGAACACCUAAUGCUUAUCCACAGCUACUCGCACUUGGCCAGUUUUUUUAUUUGUAAAACAACCUGUUUGUACGGAUCUAAAAAUCCGAAUAAUGGUGUAGUUAUACAAUAUAGUUUUAUACUAUACUAGCUGAGCCCCGCGGUUUCACCCACAUUGCUCCGCUCCUGCUGGUCUUAGGAUGAUGAUAUUUAGCCUAUAGCCUUCCUCGAUAAAUGGGCUAUCUAACACCGAAUUAAUUUUUCAAAUCGAUCAAUUAGUUCAUGAGAUUAGCGCGUUCAAACAAACAAACAAUUCAGCUUUAUGAUCUAUACUAAUAAGUAAAAUUAUAUCACGCUAAGAGUAAAGACGAUUAGAACAAUGCGGGAGAAACCGCGCGGCACAGCUAGUAUUAGUAUAGAUGUGGUUACACUAUAGAUCGAUUUUGGCAAUUUAAUUAUUACGGUGGUUUUACCAAAAUAUAGGUAAUAGGAUAGAAGUUAAAGUUGAAGAAAAUUUAAAUCAAGUCAUUUGUGGAAUGGUUUAUUCAAAUCUAUGAAUAGUGAUAAAGAAAAUACAUAUAUAAACGCAUCUACUAAUUAUUUAAAGUAUUUCAUUUACAUUUCUGUGUGUGUGUUUAAUGUAACUUAUACAUUCUUCCAACAACGAGACUACAUGUUAACAUAGCAUUUCAGCAUACAAUAUCAUAUUAUAAUAAAAAACUAAAUUGCAGGACGAUAAGUAAAUUGAGGAAGUUAUAAAAUAGGCAGGUA